GUACUAUUUUACCGGUAGAAAAAAUGAUCUUAUUUGUAAUUGUACUGUAAAAGAAUUUGGUUUUAAGUCCUAAAUAAAGCUUGGCUUGGUGUGUAAACCGCUACUGCAUCUGAGGCCGCGAAGCCGUGGAGCGAGGGUUUUGUUUCAUUGUGCUUAGGCGGCGUCGCCGGUGACUGAUCUUGGAAAUCUUUUCUGUUACUUAAUUCACACAAAACGAUACAUACCAAUGAAAAGGGCACUGCCGUGGAGUGACAAUGAAGAUGAUUCUUCCUCUGAUGAAUCAUCAUCAGCUUCAGAAACUGAUCGUGGGUCUUCUAAGUCUGCCAAGAUUAAGCCAAAGGUGAAAUCUGGGAACAACCGCAAGACUACCUCUACGGUUGAUUUUGAUGCAUUGAAGAGAUAUGGGUAUAAAGGUGGACCAUCAGUGUUGAGUGUUCCACCCCCAAAAGAGCCAGAAGAGCAGAACUGGUCUUGGUCUAGUGGUAAGGAGAAACGUGAAGCCAAGGAGAGUGAGGAGUCUUUUCAAGAAAGGCAGAAAACCAGAGCUGCCUUAGUGCAGGGAGAACAGCUUCUUGGUGUACUGACUAGGCAGGAAAAGGAGAGUUUGAGGGAGAAAGAGAGAGAGAAGAAGAAUGUUUCUUUCUCUCAGAAGGAAAAGAGGAAAAGAGAACUUGGUCAGGCAACCAGGGGAAAAAACUAUGUUGAAGAAGAGAAAAGAUUGCUGAGAGAUAGUGGUAUAUACUCUGGUUUUGAUUCUUGAUAUGGAAAAGAGGAAAAGAGAACUUGGUCAGGCAAGCAAAGGAAAAAACUAUGUUGAAGAAGAGAAAAGAUUGCUGAGAGAUAGUGGUAUAUGCUCUGGUUUUGAUUCUUGAUAUGCAUUGCAUUGCUUGAAUUUAUGACAGAAUUCUUGUUAACUUUGGGGUUUCUGGGUUAUUUUUUCUUGUAGGAUUUGCUAUGUCAGUGAGUUAACCCUUGUAAAUUUGCUUCAUGUCUCUUUGUAUUGUAAUUUACCAAAACAGCAGUCUGAUAUUUGUGACAUGGGCCGUAACGUAAGAUGCUGGUUUUUUUUCCCUUUAUAAGUCAAAUGGAGACAGAACUUUAGACCCGUUA
This is a messenger RNA of Humulus lupulus (European hop), 1110 nucleotides long. RefSeq lists its product as uncharacterized. The transcript has 3 exons. Lineage: Eukaryota; Viridiplantae; Streptophyta; Magnoliopsida; Rosales; Cannabaceae. The coding region runs from base 227 to 760 and encodes 177 amino acids. The record is from RefSeq and is a predicted model, not a curated record.